AGUCACUUGGAACAUCAUAGUACCAUGACUUCUCAUAAACCACGACAAUCAAACAAAGAAAAUUUUCCAGUUACUUGUUUGUCUACAAUAUUCGGAAUAAGACCUGCUAGAUUAUGUAAAACAUUAUGGAUUGGUUAUAUCUACAUGUUAAUUGUUAUAAUAUUGUAUUAUGUACUGUUUUACUCUACAAUGGAUUAUGCAAAGGAACUUUAUAAUAUUAUGGAAUGUGUUUCAUUUACCGCAAUUAGAGUGCGAAAAAUAAGUACUAUUUUUAAUAUAUUCUUUUUGCCUCUGAUGAUAAUUUCAAGUGCAAUAAACUUCAAUAAAGUCAGAAAUUCACGUUUGGAUUUAAAUGAACUCGAUCAAAAACUUCAACUAUUCAAUUCAAAUAUAUAUUGUGCAAAAUCCAUGUGGAAAAAUAGCCUUUAUGUAUGUGGAAUUUUGUUAUUCACAAAUAUAAUGGGAUUGGCAGAAUAUUAUAAUUUAAAAAAUGCAAACAGUAAUUAUAUGUAUAAUUUGAUGUGGCUUUCGAAUAUAUUCCCUCAAAUUGUCAAUAGUGUUGCAAUAUCAGGAUUUGUGGUGAUCGUUGCUGAUGUUACCAGACGAUAUCAGCUGAUGAAUGAAAUUAUUUUAGAUCUAAGAGUAAUAAAAAAAGAAGUUUCUGCUCUUUCACAAGACGUCAACAAUGUAUUUCAGUUCAAACUUCUCAAACAAUGCUACGUAAUAUUUAGCAAUAUUAUUAUAAAAAUAAAUGAAGCUUAUGGAUUUAUUAUAUUACUGACAAUAAUAAUAUGUUGCUUUGGUAUGUGUGCUCAUCUUCUUGUUGUUGUUCAAACUUUUGGAGAUAAGUCGUAUCUAGUUGACUUCACUAUCGAUCUACUUUGGACAUUUUUUUAUUUCGGAAAGUUGGCAUAUAUAGUCAAUAUUUGCCAUCAUUUUCAACUUGAGGGAAAGCGUGCCAGCAAAAUACUACACGAAUACAAAGUGGACUCCGAUAAUCAUUUGCUUAAGCAAGAGUCUGAGUCAUUUGCACACCAAGUCCGAAAUGUUGAUGUUCAAAUCACCGCUUGCAAUUUCUUCAAUAUCGACUAUCCACUACUGUGUAAGGUUGUCCUCGGUAUGACGGCCUACGUCUUCUUCCUGUCGCAAUUCACUCGUAGAACUCAAUAAGAUAAACACCAACGCUAUCUUAUAGUGUAGGUGAACAAAAGUCAUCAAGAGUUAUAGCAAUCAAUCCAACUGGAUCAUCAAGAAUGCCAUUGUUCAAUAAAUAAAUUUUCAACAUUUUAAUUAUGUAAUUUCCAGUAUGACCCGAAUUAUUUGCACGACAGUAGGACAUUUGAGAAAUUCAACUGAUGAGUAUUGUUGCCAUUAAAAUUAUUUUUAUCCUUCCUUAUGUACACAUUUAAGAAUAAUGUGUUUAUUGCACGCGAGAACCUUUUAAUUUCUCACUACCCACCAAAUAAUUUACCAAAAAAACCGGUCCGACGUGAUAUGUAAGUGACUUGAGCAAUUUUUUUUCAUGACAAUGGGGAAAGGAUUUUUUAGACGAAAAAUAUAUAUCGGUGCACAAAAAUUCACAGUCAACAAGCGACAGCGGCGAGCCAUCAAAAGACUCUACUUCUUUAACGAGUUCUCCUCACAAGAUAAGAGAUCUUAAACUAAUAGCUCACUCUUUGCGUAAUGGAUACUCUCGUUUUCAACUUUUUCCCUUUACCACAAACAUUAACAAAUGAA
Messenger RNA from Chelonus insularis, 1737 nucleotides. RefSeq lists its product as uncharacterized. Bases 25 to 1170 code for a protein of 381 amino acids. The transcript has 6 exons. Gene Ontology annotation, biological process: male courtship behavior; chemosensory behavior; sensory perception of taste. The record is from RefSeq and is a predicted model, not a curated record. NCBI's taxonomy places the organism in Eukaryota, Metazoa, Arthropoda, Insecta, Hymenoptera, Braconidae. Gene Ontology annotation, cellular component: dendrite; neuronal cell body; axon.